Styela clava is the source of this 1285-nucleotide messenger RNA. RefSeq names its product protein SGT1 homolog. Lineage: Eukaryota; Metazoa; Chordata; Ascidiacea; Stolidobranchia; Styelidae. Gene Ontology annotation, molecular function: protein-folding chaperone binding. The record is from RefSeq and is a predicted model, not a curated record.
AUGGCGACAAAGGUGCACGAAGAACGGUUUGCCCGUUGAGGAAUAUUCCAGUAAUCUUACUCCGUGCGUUGAGAGCGGUCGUCUUGUCAAAGGGGUUUAUGGUUGUAUUUUGCGAAAUUUUGGUGCAUUAGGAGCAAUACUAUGGAGUUAAACGGAGAAUCUUCCACAAACACGUCAACACUUACUCCGAAAUAUGAUUGGUACCAGACCGACACUUACGUUGUAGUAACAAUUAUGGUAAAAAGAGUCAAACAAGAAGAAUUCUCAACAAAAUAUGGUGAACAAUCGCUGUCAGUCAAAAUUCAACGUGACACUGGGGAAAGCUUUGUUUUAAAUCUGUCACUAUCGCACAAAAUAUUACCAGAUAAAUGUACAUCGCGCAUAAUGUCCACGAAAAUUGAAUGCAAAUUAAUGAAAGCAGAAGGAAUACGGUGGAGCUUGCUGCAUGGUGAAGAUAACUCACCUACUGCACCUAUGCCAGCACCAGCUGCAUCAACAAAUAUAGACGACGCAAAUAAAUAUCCAUCUUCAGCCCAUUAUACAAGAGACUGGGAUAAACUUGUUGCUGAUAUCAAAACCGAGGAAGAAAAUGAAAAACCAGAAGGAGAUGAAGCCUUGAACAAUUUCUUCAAAAAAAUAUAUUCUGAUGGCGAUGAGAACUUGAGAAAAGCAAUGAAUAAAUCUUUUUCAGAAUCUGGGGGAACUGUGCUCAGCACGAAUUGGGGUGAUAUAAGGAAGGAAAAAACUGAUGUCAAGGCACCAGAUGGAAUGGAAUUUAAAAAAUAUGAAAUGUAAAUAAGUCCUGAGUAGAACUUCUCGGAACUACAAACAAAAAUGUUUGGUCAUUCGGUAGUUUUUGUCAUUUUGCUGUACUGUAUAUCAAUUUUUAUAGUGUUGUUGAAAUCAGGUAAUUUAUGAAUCCUGAUUAAAAAUGCUGAAGAUUUACAACAAAAGAAUUUAACAACUUGGAAAAUUGUCUAGUCUAAACUUAUUUUAUGUUUUACAUCUCAUCACAUAUACAUUUGAUUCAAAACGUUCCGAUAAAAAGAUCUGAUCCAUUCUAUCAACACCAGUUAAUUUUAGUAUUUUCAAUCAGAUGUGCUUUAAACUUUUUCUGUUUUUCUCUUUAAUGACUACUUCAAGCAAUUUUGUAGCUUUCGGUUGUUUGAAAAUAUGCAAAAGCUGAAGAUCUGAUUUUGUUGAUUACUCGCUCAUAUGUAUCGAGUUUCUGGAAAUUUACAUCUUCAUUUCUAACAGAUAUUAAAAUAAUUAUUUAUUGGUUAAA